Procambarus clarkii (red swamp crayfish) is the source of this 3490-nucleotide messenger RNA. The record is from RefSeq and is a predicted model, not a curated record. Lineage: Eukaryota; Metazoa; Arthropoda; Malacostraca; Decapoda; Cambaridae.
UGGAACGCCAGGCUGGGCAGAGAGCAGUAGGAAGAACGACCACUCGUUGCUCUCUGGGAAGCCAAGAAGACAGUGUACAGUGAGGGGCUUCACACACCUCCCUUGGAUCCCAAAACUUGGCGACAGCUUCAGGGUUGGCCUCCAGCACUCAGACAGAACGGAUGUCGCCGCUGCCUGGGAUGGAUCAGAGCGAGAGUGGUGGUGGUGGCGGGUGUGAGGUGUGUGUAGUCCGCCCAUCACUCAACAUUACUCAGCGGGCCUCCAAGUACCACUAUUGUCCACCACCUGACCCAGGUCUGCUUGAAAGUCUUCGAACCAAAGUGAAAGAGACGUGUUCGUGUUCUGGAGGGUGUGUAGUAUCAGCAGUGAAGGCCCGGGUGCCCAUCCUCUCCUGGCUGCCCAACUAUGAUGUCCGCUCCUCUCUGCUGGGCGACGUGGUGGCCGGCGUCACCGUAGCCAUAAUGAACAUUCCAGUGGGUAUGGGAUACGUGCUGCUAGGCGACAUGCCGCCCAUAACUGGGAUAUAUAUGGCCUUCUUCCCUGUGCUUAUAUAUGCGCUACUCGGUACGGCACGACAUUCUUCAAUUGGAUCAUUCGGAGUAGUGUGCCUGAUGACUGGGAAGGUCCUUGAUGAAUUCACAGCAGCUCAGACCGCCUCUACCAUACCGCCUCUGGUCGGAAAUAUUACUAAUGAUUUGCCUCCCAGCACUACAAGGAUAUAUACUCGUAUGGAGGUGGCGACAGUUUUAGCGCUCAUGAAUGGAAUAGUGGAGAUCGUUCUGGGUUUGUUGAAGUUAGGAAGUUUGUGUGUUUACCUCUCUGAUAUGUUGGUGUCUGGCUUCACCACGGGGGCCGCUUUCCACAUUCUGGCCUCACAAGUCCCAAGUCUCCUUGGUAUCAAAAUCCAGUCAUACAAUGGCCCGUUGAAAGUCAUUUAUGCAUUCCGAGACAUCAUCAGUCAAUUAUUAUCGUCAAACCCAGCUGUCAUGACGAUCUCUGGGGUCACCUUCGCUGUUCUCAUCUUCAACAAUAUUUUUAUUAAGCCUUGGGUUGGUAAGAAAACAAAGAUUCCAAUUCCCAUCGAGCUGAUUGUGGUCGUUGCUGGGACGCUGGUGUCGUACCUGGGCGACCUUCAUCACACAUUUAAUAUACAAAUUUUGGGGGAAAUUCCCACAGGGUUACCCGAGCCUACUGCUCCGCCUUUUGAGUUGAUGUCUGUUUUGGCUGUCGACUCUGUGAUCAUCAGUAUUGUGGCAUACAUGUUGUCUCUCUCUAUGGCCAAGAUCUUUGCUCAAAAACACAACUAUAAUGUAGAUGCCACUCAAGAACUCUAUGCUAUGGGCGCGAGCAAUAUUUUUGGAUCAUUCUUCAGUUGCAGUCCCAUAUGUGCGUCGCUGGCUCGCUCGCUCAUCCAGGAAGCUGUAGGUGGAGUAACACAACUGACAUCCAUCAUAUGUUGUGGUCUACUGCUGUUUGUCCUGCUCUAUGUUGGGCCGGCGUUUGAGACUCUCCCAAAUUGUGUUCUUUCGGCUGUCAUCAUAGUGGCUCUAAGGGGAAUGUUUCUGCAAGUGAAUGACUUGAGGAAGGUGUGGGCGGCAUCUCGUGUUGAUGCUCUCAUAUGGAUUGCAACAUUCCUUGGUGUGCUAAUCAUAGACAUUGAUUACGGUCUGUUGCUGGGCAUCGCAGUGUCGCUGGUGGUGCUUCUGGGCCGAUCUCAACAACCCAGAACUGCCCGGCUUGGCCGCGUUCCCGACACAGAUGUCUACUUAGAUGUCAACAAAUACUCUGCGACAGUAGAACUGUCAGCGGUGAGUAUAUUUCAAUUUAAUGGCCCUUUGCAUUUUGCAAACUGUGAUUAUUUCCGCCAACAACUGAUCUCUACCACGGGUCUGGAGCCUGUUGCCAUCGCCGCCUCUAAGGCCUUACAAGAACACCAACGGCACCUGGAUGACCUUAAUACCAACCACACCAUGGAGAUCAAUGGAAGUGUUGCUGAAGACGGCAAAAAGAUCAACAAGAAAUUUAGCUUCCUAAAGAGGAAGUCCACGCUGAAGAUCAGUAAACAGGAUGAGACUCUGGCUCUCCCGCAGGUGCAGUGGCUUGUGAUAGAGAUGAGUGGAGUGAGUUAUACUGACUCUACUGGUGGGAACCUUCUCUCUCAGCUGAGCAAGGAGUACAAGCAAGCAGGAAUUACCCUGUGUCUGGCAGCUCUCUCAGAGAGUGCUCUGGAGACCCUUGAAGAGUGUGGCACGCUGAAAGAAAUUCCUCCCGAGUACAUCUUUCACUCUGCCCAUGAUGCUGUCAAGACACUAACCCAGGCUGACGUGCUUGCUGUUCCUGCUGCUGCUGAUGCUGCUCCCGAUGCUCAAGUUACUUGUACUAAAUUCUAAUACUUUACUAAAGUAUACACGGCAUCAUAAAUUCUAAUACUUAUACUAAAGUAUACACGGCAUCAUAAGUACAUGGUGGUAAAUACAAGCUUCGUACAUAGCUGGUUUAUGCAGAAAAUGGUUCAGGUGAGACUUGUACAACCAGGAAAGUUUGCUAAGAGAUUACUUUUUUAGGCUUUCUGAAUUAACAGUUUGUUAAUUAACUUUUCAUUUAAAAUUCCUGUUGGGGUAUAAUAAUACUCAGAUAAAAUAACUUAAGUAAAUGUGAUUAACAUCUCCAAAUCUCAAACAUCCGGGUUUCGUAUAGUUUAAGACCUGAGUCACAUAUAGUCUAAGUCAGCCUAACCCUGCUAGGAUUUCUGGCUAUAAGAUCAGACACUGUAAACACCGUCUGGCACGAGAGGGCCUAAGAGGACAGGUUGCCAGGGAUGGGGGGUUAAAUCCCAUGCUUCACGUUGUCGGGGACAGGAAGCCUGGCUUAUCCAGGUCCCCUUAGGCCAACUACUGACAUACUGCGUCAUGCAACCUAGCUUGCCUUACUUCUUUCCUUCUGGUAUUUAUUUAUAACUGCUAGGUGAACAGUGACAUAAGGAGAAAGGAAACAUUCCCACUCGUUUCUUUCUCUUGCCCAGUUGUGAGCCGAGGACGUAGACUACUGUGCUUCAGGAGACAUCCAUGCAAAAUUUAAGAACUUUUGUUAGUUUUGUGUUUUAUUUUGUACAUAAACGGUGACAAUGGUGAGGUAAAGGUGUUAGUAACAAGUAUAUGAAGAAGUUUAUGUAGAAGUUUAUGUAGAAGUAUAUGUAGUCUUGUGCUCCUGGGCCCUUGUGCCCCGGAGCACAAGAAUUAUUUGUAACGAUAAACUUAACAAAUAAUAAUUACUGCAUAUUAGUUUAUGAUGUGCUUAAAAUGCUUGAUGAAUUGUCCUGUCUUUAUAGCACAUCUGGUGAUGAGUCUGAGAUCAUCAGGCCCCCCUUCUCAGUACGCCUCAUGACUUAGCUUACGAUAAACACAACUAUCUUUAGCCUGCUUUCUGACGAGUUUAUGAUCAACGUACCUGUUAUGGCACUGAAGUAUACCAAAUAUAUUUCUUGAUGAAA